Molecule: messenger RNA, 2026 nt
Organism: Anopheles coluzzii
Lineage: Eukaryota; Metazoa; Arthropoda; Insecta; Diptera; Culicidae
Exons: 2
Coding region: 965-1543 (192 amino acids)
Source: RefSeq, a predicted model, not a curated record
UACUCACCCAGCUCUCCCUAUGUUUUGCCCAUCUACGCAACAGUCCAGGAUAGCACUGCUGUUCGACAUUGGCAAGGGUGCAUUUCAGGCUCCGCUCAACAAUCGCACGUUUAGCUUCUGCAAGUUCAUCGGCAAUCCGAACGUCAACCGGCUGGCGCAGAUAUUCCACCGGGAGCUGAAACGGUCCGGUUACAUACCGAACAGGUGUCCGAUUCCGCCGGGCGUGUACUCGUUUCGUGGUGUCCGUGCAAGUGCCAUGCGUUUGCCGCCCUUCUUUCCGGAGGCGGAUUUCAUCCUGGAUUUCACGAUCGGCGUCGGAGACGUGCACACUUACGAUUCCCGAUGGCACGGAUCGGUGAAACGGAUGCAAUGCACCAAAACGAUACGUUGCUAGUAGAACGCUCGAAUUCGAAUAAUGCUCGACGAUUUGUAGCAACGAAAAAGAUCACUAACAUUCGGAAACUUUGCUCUUUAUAUUGCAAAACAUGUGUUUAUGAUAUAAAUAAAUGCGAAUGAAUUUAUUUCGAAUGCCUUUAGCUUGAUCCUACCAUUCGAUUGCUACAACUAACAAUAAUGUAGGCUACUAUGAUACCCUAACAUCAACUGCUGAAGUAUCAACCUACCGACCGUCAAACGUCUAUUAUUGUUUUAACACAUCUGUCAAAAAAGUUUAUUGAUGUCAACCAACAGCUUGAAUUGGAAAAUACAAAAACACAUACAAAAACAUGAACAUAAUACCGCCAAAUUCAACUUGAUACGCUUCAAACCCCCAUCGGUCUGAAUGCAAUUCACUAAUAAUCUCAAUUCACAUUCGCCAACAAUUAUUUCCGCCCCAGCCGUAGGGUUAUAAAACCUAAUGUAACGUUUUGAAAGCCCCAUUGCAGAUCUCUUUUAUUCUCAAUCACUAUCGUGUGUUGUUGUAGUCUGUGCUACAAUUGCUUUACUCUUUCCAACUGCCCGCUGAAUGACUUCAUAUUUUAAGUGGAUUAUUUCCACACUUUUUCUACUGAAUGGAGCCAUAUUCGUAUCGGCACAGACGAGCGGGUUCAUUGUGGUGCCGUUCCUAACGAAAACCAGCGUCAUCGGUGACAUGAAGUACAUGAUCGCUAGCGGCAGCAUUAAUAACUCUGACACGGAGAGUACGUUCACCACCGAGGCUAAGCUAAUGAAGACCAUGUUCGACCCAUGGCUCAGAAUCGCCCUUAUAUUCGAUGUUGGCAAAGGUGCGCUGCAGGCACCGCUUAACAAUCGCACGUUUAGCUUCUGCAAGUUCCUGGGCAACCCAACCAGCCACCGGUUGGCGCAGAUCUUUCACCGCGAAAUGAGACGCACCGGCUACAUACCGAACAAAUGUCCGAUACCGCCCGCCCUGUACGCGUACCCUGGCGUACGGGUGAGUGCGAUGCGUUUGCCAAACUUCUUCCCGGAAGCAGACUUCAUUCUAGACAUUACGAUUGGCGAAGGAAAGGAAAACACGUACGAUUCGCGAUGGUUUGGUUCGCUCAAACGGAUUAAGUGUACCAAAACGGCGCGCUGUUCGUAGGCGGGACGGUUCUGCUGUCGUUGUAUACUGGUGGUACGUCCCGAUACUGAUCAAUGCACUGUUAGACGGGCUCAAAGUAAGGUAUUAAAGUGUGCUUGCAAUGUGUAAAAGUUUGUGAAUUCUUUCACAUCAUAGGAAAGAAAUUGCUUACGCUGAAGUUGUAUUUUGAGUACUUCCAGUGACUAGUCUACUAAGCGUCAAAGUGUACUUUGACAUUAUUCAGCUGUCAGAAUGCUCUUGAUUUUACCUUAGCAUUACACUCAGUUGGAGCACACAUGCCAUCGCAGAUAACUUUCAUACAGAGAGCAAAUCGUUGGCUGUGAAUCAAUAUUAUACACUACACACUCUCUAAAACAUUCUUCUUAUCAAGACGUCAAAGUUUCAUGCGUAACGUAACUUUCAAAUCAAUAACCAAUUCUCAAACCUUCGUUAAUUAUUAUCGCAUAACAACGCUUUGCCCUGAGUUUCUCCAGUGUUUCUAUU